AAUAGGGCUGCCUAGGUUGUGGCGGUUCCUCGGUGAUUGCGCGCUUGGGGCUGAGACAUUUAAGGGCAUUCAGACGAUGCUAUGACGCGGCAUAGCAACAGUGUUGACAGCGUGAGCGCACCCCAGCGGAGGGAGCCCUUCGGUCCAGGAGGCGGCGCGACGUGGAGGCAGGUCGCUGUUUGAGAGUUCUCCCUCGAAGCCCUUCAGCGAGUGGGGGAGGGGCGGCGGACAAGCAGUGGUGCCCUUGUGCGCUUGCGCUGGCCCCGGUGCCGACCUGGCCCGCACGCACGCGCAUGCCUACAGCGCGCCGAGCCGCGGCGGCCGGAGACUCUGCGCCUGCGCGCCGAGGAGCCCGCUAAGGAGCGGCGCUGGCGGACGUCGGGCGGGCGGCCUGUGACGUAGUGAGGAGAGCUUUAAAGUGCGGGCUGGGCCGGGUGUCGGAGGGUCUGGCCGCGAGUCGGGCCGAGUCUCCUCCGCGGCCCUCCGCGGCAUGAGGCGCUGCCGGCGCCCCUGCCCCCCGGGACGUGGAGAAAGUGGAGGAGGAGGAAGUCUCGUCGUCGCCAGCGCUGCAUGACCCGCCACCCCGAGGCCCGACCCCGCGCCUGGCCGCUCGCCUCCCCCUGCCCGGUCCCCCGGCCGCGGAUGGGGGCCCGGCGCUGAGGAGCCCCUGCUCCCGGGGCCUGGGGCGCGUCCCCGAGAGCCAUGCCCGGGCGCUCCACCCGCCCCGGAGGACCCUAGGUAGUCUCGCGGGGGCAUGGCGGCCGCCAGCGGCUACACGGACCUGCGAGAGAAGCUCAAGUCCAUGACGUCCCGGGACAACUACAAGGCCGGGAACCGGGAGGCCGCGGCCGCCGCCGCCGCCGCCGAACCUUACCCGGCGUCCGGGACCAAGCGCAAGUAUCAGGAGGACUCGGACCCGGAGCGCAGCGACUACGAGGAGCAGCAGCUGCAGAAGGAGGAGGAGGCGCGCAAGGUGAAGAGCGGCAUCCGCCAGAUCCGCCUCUUCAGCCAGGACGAGUGCGCCAAGAUAGAGGCCCGCAUCGACGAGGUGGUGUCCCGCGCCGAGAAGGGGCUGUACAACGAGCACACGGUGGACCGGGCCCCGCUGCGCAACAAGUACUUCUUCGGGGAGGGCUACACGUACGGCGCGCAGCUGCAGAAGCGCGGGCCGGGCCAGGAGCGCCUGUACCCCCCGGGGGACGUGGACGAGAUCCCCGAGUGGGUGCACCAGUUGGUGAUCCAGAAGCUGGUGGAGCACCGCGUCAUUCCCGAGGGCUUCGUCAACAGCGCCGUCAUCAACGACUACCAGCCGGGAGGCUGCAUCGUGUCUCACGUGGACCCCAUCCACAUAUUUGAGCGCCCCAUCGUGUCUGUGUCUUUCUUUAGCGAUUCUGCGCUGUGCUUCGGCUGCAAAUUCCAGUUCAAGCCUAUCCGGGUGUCAGAACCUGUGCUUUCCCUGCCGGUGCGCAGAGGGAGCGUGACUGUGCUCAGUGGAUAUGCUGCUGAUGAAAUCACUCACUGCAUACGGCCUCAGGACAUCAAAGAGCGCCGAGCAGUCAUCAUCCUCAGGAAGACGAGACUAGACGCACCCCGGCUGGAAACAAAGUCCCUGAGCAGCUCCAUUUUGCCACCCAGCUAUGCUUCAGAUCGCCUGUCAGGAAGCAACAGGGACCCUGCUGUGAAACCGAAGCGGUCGCACCGCAAGGCAGAUCCUGAUGCUGCCCACAGGCCCCGGAUCCUGGAGAUGGACAAGGAAGAGAACCGGCGCUCAGUGCUGCUGCCCACCCACCGGCGGAGGGGUAGCUUCAGCUCUGAGAACUACUGGCGCAAGUCCUAUGAGUCUACGGAGGACUGCUCAGAGGCAGCAGGCAGCCCUGCCCGAAAGGUGAAGAUGCGGAGGCACUGAGGCAUACUCACCACCCUCCUGGGAACUCUGGCUUCUCCUCACAUAGCUGCCCCUCCUUUUGUUUUGUUUUGUUGGUUUUUUGUUUGUUUUGUUUUUAAUCUUAUAUAUAUUUUCCCUGAUUCAUUGCCCAUUAAGGCUGAAGAACAGAAUUGACCUGGGUUCUUGUGUUCCUUCCUGGAAAGGCUGUUGGUGUUUGUUGGGGGCAGAGGCUUGUGCUGGAGGAGCCAGUCAAGGUGUGGAAUGGCCAGCCAUCUUCAAGUGGGGCUGGGUUUAUUUAAAAGCAACAAAAUGUUUUGGUUAAGAAAUUUUCAUUUUUGCUUUAAACAUAAAUCUUUGCAGUGUUCUAAACAAAGUUCAGUUUCCUGCCUGCCCCUUUUCCUCCACUGAUGUCUGCCCUUGGUUGAGGUCUCCUGGAACCAGGCCGGCUCUGCAUGGGGCAGCUUCCCCACCUCUGAACUGUUCUACAUCCUCUGGAAGCCCGUGUGGAUACCUUCUCUUCUUCCUGUGGCAGAACUGUCUGGGUUGGUGGGUGGUGGAGGACUUAAUAAUCCCAGCCCCUGCCCCCCCAAAGCUAGUGCUGAGCCCUCUGGGCUGCCUCCGCACAUUCUCGCGCUGCCAAGGGGCUAGCAUGGUGGUCCUGACUUCUCUUGCCAAGAGUGCACCUCUUUGCUGGGUUGCUCCUUUCAAACACGUGUGGGACUGUGUGGAAGUUAGACUUGCCAUGUUGGGUCAUUUUAGGAGUUGUUUCUAGCUAGAGGGACUGACGUCCUUCCAAGUCAAGCAUUUGGGGUGUGGGAAAUCAUUGUGGUGUAUGGUAGGGUUUUUAUUUUCUUUUUGAGUUAUUUUUUCCUUUGGUCUCUUGGCUUUCUCCUUUUCCUUUCCCCUUCAUUGGUCAGCUUGGACCUCUUCCCUGUGUCACCCUUCAGAAGGUGUCACCACCUCUGUUUGCCUGCAGCAUGCAUCCAAGGCCAGAGCUCAGGCCUACAGACUAGGUUGGUACCUUCUCUGCCUCAGGGGCAUGGGAGUUCAGGGAGGGGCUUCUAAACAAUAACAAAAAAAAGGCGAAGUCUUGGCAGUUUCUGUCUACUCAGAUCCUAGAAGGCUGUAAGGUCUUGCUGAUCAGGAUGCAUUAGGAAUGUCGUCUGGCCAGUCUGGCCAGGACCAGGGCCUAUCAAAAACACAGGCCCUCCUGGGAACCGGGCCACCACCAGUCUGGAGGGCUUUGAGUAGAGUCCCCAGCCUUGAGACCACAGCGACUGCAGGAAUCGGGGACAGCCACCAUCAAGAAGCUCUUCUCUGGGGCCAGAACUCCUUUGCCAGUGUGAAUUCCUCAAUUCGGGACUGCAUAACUAAAGCAGUUGCAGUUUUAUUUUUUUUACAGCUUUUUUCCCAAAAAUGAUUUGUAGUUGUGUGUGCAGCACUUUGCCCUGAUAUGUGUGCUCUACAAUAAAAACCAAAUCUAAUAUAUUUUGAAA
Chinchilla lanigera (long-tailed chinchilla) is the source of this 3381-nucleotide messenger RNA. RefSeq names its product alkB homolog 5, RNA demethylase (gene Alkbh5). Gene Ontology annotation, cellular component: nucleus. The record is from RefSeq and is a predicted model, not a curated record. NCBI's taxonomy places the organism in Eukaryota, Metazoa, Chordata, Mammalia, Rodentia, Chinchillidae. Bases 755 to 1906 code for a protein of 383 amino acids. Gene Ontology annotation, biological process: mRNA export from nucleus; mRNA processing. Gene Ontology annotation, molecular function: oxidative RNA demethylase activity. The transcript is spliced from 5 exons.